Entamoeba invadens IP1 is the source of this 882-nucleotide messenger RNA. RefSeq lists its product as hypothetical. The transcript has 2 exons. NCBI's taxonomy places the organism in Eukaryota, Evosea, Mastigamoebida, Endamoebidae. The coding region runs from base 1 to 882 and encodes 293 amino acids. The record is from RefSeq and is a predicted model, not a curated record.
AUGGUACCAAAAGUGAUGUACUUAGUCAUUCUAUUUGUCAUUGUUACGAGUAAAUAUUCAACACCGUCGCAGUACCCGCAACGUAUUAUUCUCAAUUUCAGUCCACAUCAACUUCCGGGGUGGUCGAAGAAUUCGACCGACUAUUUAAACACGUAUUUAGAAGCGUACUCAGUACUUAAGAUCUCCCUUAAUCGUUUAAACCCAAAGGCGGAGGCUGUCAUUUGCUAUCCCGAGUUUUACGCUGACAUUCGGAUCAGUGACACACAAACCUUUUUAAAUCUUGUGCAACGCCUUGAAGUGCCGAGCGUCAUCAUCACAACGUUGUCGACGUCGAGUGACAUUCUUUCACUGAUUCAGACGUACCAUAAGAAGUUAUCGAAUUAUCAAGUCGCUCUUUCUUUUGCACAAACACAGAGCGGGAAGUGCUUUGGACGAGCAAAUCAAAGUGUUGCUGACGACUUAAUGAAGGGAUUGGAACAAAUGAGUCUAGACGAGGAGUUCAAUACAUUCAAAGGCAUCGCCGCAGUCGACUAUAAAGACUUGCUGAAGUACGAAGCAACUAUUAACGUGUCCACCGUCUUCGUCAACUUCUUUGAAACAUCGGCGUCCGACGUCGAAAACUUCUUGAACGUCGCGAAGAAGUUCCACAUCAGAAAACUCGCGUUUGAUAUCUCGGAGUUCGCGAAUUCGAUGUUCUACCAAAACUGCGGGUUCAUCGGAAACUUGCUCAGUGCGUGUUAUGAGAAGGGAAUCAAUGUCGACUUUGUCGUUAAUAGGUCUGCGUGGCUACUUUCAAAUAACUUUAAUGACUUCCUGAAUUUUGUGCAAAUUUCAAUUCACUUUGUGUUGUUUGUCCUAGUUAUUGAUUAUAGCAUGGAAUGA